AUGUCGAUCCUUCAAAACACUAAUAAAAGAGCACUCCGUAAAGCGAUCACCACGACCCUCCGGGAAUUAUCUCAGUCUGAUAUCCAGUCGCAAUCACAGGCCAUUACCGAAAAAGUCCUUUCGCUACCCGCAUUCCAGCAAUGCAAGACUGUCAGCUGUUAUCUUAGUAUGCCAGCAGCCGAGGUUCAGACGACUUCUUUGAUCCUGAACAUUCUUGGAGAUCUAGGGAAGACUUUGUUUGUUCCUAGCAUCACAUCCAGCGAUGCUUACAUGGACUUUGUACGAGUGUAUACCGAAGAAGACUAUCGCAGCUUUCCUGCCGGUUUAUGGGGCAUUCCGGAACCGACGCCUGAAUGGUCGAGUAAAAAACUUUUCGACGCAGACUGCAACGAUUUGGAUCUAAUCCUCGUGCCUGGUGUUGCCUUCGACCAAUCACUCUCGCGGCUUGGGCAUGGAAAGGGCUACUACGAUCGAUUCAUAACGUCAUAUUCUUCCUCUACCGGGCGAUCGAAACCAUUGUUAGUCGCUUUAGCUUUGGAGCAGCAACUUUUGGAACAUGGACAAGUACCGAUGUUCGACCAUGAUUGGAAGAUGGACAUGAUUAUUACACCCGACAAAGUUAUUACUGCACCUCGAGCUUAA
Molecule: messenger RNA, 642 nt
Organism: Suillus plorans
Lineage: Eukaryota; Fungi; Basidiomycota; Agaricomycetes; Boletales; Suillaceae
Exons: 6
Coding region: 1-642 (213 amino acids)
Biological process (GO): folic acid-containing compound biosynthetic process; tetrahydrofolate interconversion
Cellular component (GO): mitochondrion
Molecular function (GO): 5-formyltetrahydrofolate cyclo-ligase activity
Source: RefSeq, a predicted model, not a curated record